Eubalaena glacialis (North Atlantic right whale) is the source of this 885-nucleotide messenger RNA. It is a transcript of the gene ANKRD7, whose product is annotated as ankyrin repeat domain 7. Lineage: Eukaryota; Metazoa; Chordata; Mammalia; Artiodactyla; Balaenidae. Gene Ontology annotation, molecular function: protein binding. The record is from RefSeq and is a predicted model, not a curated record.
AUGAAGAAGCUUUUCACAUUAUGGAGAAGGAAGGAUGAGCCCCACACCCAGCCAGGCUACAACCUUAGAGAUAAGGAUUUAAAGAAACUUCACAAAGCUGCCUCGGUCGGGGAUUUAGAGAAGGUGAAGGAGUAUCUUCAGCUCAAGAAACAUGAUGUGAACAUGCGGGACAGAGAACACAGAACACCUUUGCACCUGGCCUGUGCUAAUGGAUAUUCAAAUAUUGUAUCUCUCUUAAUUGAGAAACAGUGCAAAGUAAAUGUCUGGGAUGGUGAAAACAGAUCUCCAUUGACUAAGGCAGUACAGUGUGACAAGGAGAGUUGUGCUACUAUUCUUCUAGAACAUGGUGCAGACCCAAACCUGGUGGAUUUAUAUGGCAAUACUGCUCUUCAUUAUGCUGCCUGUCAUCAAAGUGACUCAUUAGUUGCAAAACUGCUUGAACACAAAGCUAAUCUUGAAGCUCAAAAUAAGGAUGGGUAUACUCCACUUUUACUUGCCAUUACUGAAAAUAAUGCAGAAAUGGUAGAAUUUCUUCUGAAGAGUGGGGCAGAUGUGAAUGCUUCAGAUAAGAAUCAAAGAACAGCCCUUAUGAUUGCUCUCAGUGAUGAACCAACAAGUUUAGUCAGUCUUCUUCUUCAGCAAGAAGUGAACCUAUCUUGUCAAGAUAUUAUGGAUUCACAGCUGAGGAAUAUGCUUCUUUCAAUGGUUUUACUAUUCUGUAGGCACCAGUGCUGGAUGCCUCAGGUCAAGCAAUUAACUGGGCAGGAACACAGCCCAACCCAUAGCAGACAGGCUACUUUAAGACCUCCUGAGCCCACAGCUGCCCCUGGACAGGGCCCUGCUCACCAGAAGGCCCAGGACCCAGGCCCACACUCCAGUGUAUAG